Passer domesticus (house sparrow) is the source of this 5539-nucleotide messenger RNA. RefSeq lists its product as uncharacterized. NCBI's taxonomy places the organism in Eukaryota, Metazoa, Chordata, Aves, Passeriformes, Passeridae. The transcript is spliced from 5 exons. The record is from RefSeq and is a predicted model, not a curated record. Bases 276 to 737 code for a protein of 153 amino acids.
UAUACUAUAUACUAUUAUGAAAAACCCAUCACCCUUGCCAGACAGUCUGAUACAGCUUUGAUCUAAUUCAUCAGUCAAUCAAAAUACCAUCAGCAGAGUCCAAUUAAGAAACCACCCUCUGGUAAACAAUCUCCAUAACACAUUCCACAUGUCCACAACAACAGGUGCAGCAAAUGGAGAUAAGAAUUGUUUCCUCUGAGCUUUCUCACAGCUUCUCACAUGUCUCUCUCUGUUCAAAGGAUACAUGAUUGCCACAUUGGGGUCUCCAGAUCUGGAUGCAGCACGGCAGGUGGCAGGGAACCAGGCUGCCAGCACAGCAAGGAGGGGUUACACAGCGACUCAGCUGUCACCUUAAGGGGAUGAAAAUUUAUUUUUCUGGCUGCAGUGAGGAUCUCAAGGGACCAUGGAGCAGCAAAGCAAUCACCCUGUAUUCCUGCAGGUUCCUGUAUAUACCUGACUGGCUAGACUGCAGGUGGGUCUGCCAUGAGGAUGACCUGUGCUCAGCUCAUUCCUGCCUUUGCCACUUUCGUCCAUCUGCCCCCCAACAGGAGUACUCAGAAAAACCCAGGCAUGAUUUUUCUCAAGACACUGAGGACAUUUUAGAGCACUUGAGGUCCUCCAUCCCACAGCUGCUCUGUACCUCCCACUUGCUGGGGUGUCCUAAGCAAACAGUGGAGCCUGCUUCAUCAGAUUUGAGAUGUGAGAAUGUGUUUGUGCACUUGUCAAGCAGCCAGUGACAAUUUAAUUCCCCUGUAUGUGGCGACACAGAAGGUGUAUGCUGAUAAGUUGUGCCACUCAUGAAUUAUGCUUGUCCAUGCUGCUGCUCCAUGAAGGUUUGGUAGAAGAGAUCCAUUAUUGGAACUAUAUUGAAGUCUUCAAGUAUAAUGCAAAAAUGCUUCUGUUCUCCAGAUAUGUUCUUGGGCUCUCUCAUUGGAGGGUGUCUGUCUCUUUUGGGGGCUAGCAUAGAAAUGCUCUUUCUUUUAUAUUCACAAAAUAUAAGUUGUCAAUGAAAAUUAAUGUGUACUUGGGGGGCAUGCAGAUAUAAAAAGUAAAAGAGAGGAGGGCAGAAAAUAAAGAGAGUACCUUGUACCUUGUCACCAGCCUGAGGCUGUGUGGUGACUUAAUAACAUUACAGAACCUUGAGUUUCCUGAAAUUAUAAAUCAACUUCAAAGAGAGAGGUCAGAGUGUUUUAAGUGAGAGUGGAACAGUUCUACCCUCAUGGGUAGCAUGAAGAAUUCCACUCUUAUGCAUUGAAUAUUAAAUGCUUUAGAAUAGAGGUGCUUGAAGCUCUGACAACAGCUGUAACUUCCCCUUGAUGUCAUAUGCAAGGUUAGUAUUAGUUUGGGUUAAAAUCAUGUCUGAGCUAAAGGAGUUUGGCAAGUUUGUGACUAUGGAGUCACUGAAAUGUAUGGAAUCAACUCUUUGUGGGUAUUAAUCACAGCAUAAAUGUUUGGAUCACGUAUUUAAACUGCUAUUGCAUUAAAGAAAAGUGUUUAUUGAAAAAUACUUGUUUUGCAAAGAACCACAAAAGUAUUCCAUAAGUUCUGACUUCAACACACUGGUAAGAGUGCAGUUCCAGUGAGGGAUGCUGUUGGAGUUCUCCACUCAUCUUUGUAGAAAGGAUGCUUUUUUGAGAGUUGUGAUUUUUUCCUCUCCUAAUCUGUAGGUUUUUCCAAGGUGCAAUGGAAACAAAGGAAUUAUCAUGACUGUUUUAACUGUACUUGAUGGGAAUAAUUUUUGCAGACAUUAUGUUGAAUUCAGCUUCUCAGAGAAAUCCUGUAGAGGACAUUCCAUGCCACAGAGAGCAAAACUAUGAGUUCAGGCAGCAGUGUCUCAUAGUCUGGAAGGAUAACAGGUGACCUCUUCCCUCCAUCCUGGCCAAGGGCAUCUUGCAGUGAUUCUUUCAGGCAGAACAUGGCUUGCAGGUAGAACAUGUUGUUGGCUUUGUAAAGGUUCCUCUGUCAUGUGGGGAGACUAUUGUUUUGCUGCAUAUUGUUGUUCUGUUAAUAAAGGUGCAAGUUUAGUAGCGACUUUUUACUAGAAGGAACUGGAUCAGGUUCUUACAGAAUUCAUUGCCACAAGUUGGUUUUGUGUUUGGGACUCAAAUUCAGAGAAAUUAAAGCCUGAUGUCCUGUCUUGAACAGGUAAAAUGAAAACCAGUGAAGUUUACAGUGCAUUGCUUGCUUAACUGAAGUCUUAUAAAACUGACUUCUAUACAAACUAUUUUUGCAAACUUCAGAGGCCUCUCAGUACCUGAGGGGAGCCUACAAUAAGGAUAGAGAGAUCAUUUACAAGAGAAUGUAGUGAGAGGAAAAGGGGGAAUGACUACAAACUAAAAUAGAAUAGUUUUAGAUUAGAUAUUAGGAAAAAAAUCUUUACUGUGUGAGUGAUGAGGCACUGGAAACAGCUUUUCAAGAGACUGGAUGUGGAUGAGAAUAGAUGCCUCAUCCCUGGAAGUAUUCAAGGCUAGGUUGGAUGGGGCUCUGAACAAUCUAAUCUAGUGAAUGUGCCCCUGCCCAUGUCAGGGACUGGAAGAAGAUGAUCUUGAAAGUUCCUUCCAACCCAAACCAUUACAGAAUUCAUUACCCUUGUGUAUAUAAGACCUAAGUAAUCAGCAUUAAUAUGUUAAUUAAUAUAAUUACAUGUUUGUGCUAAGGAAUUAGUUAUAUGGGCUAAUGAUGCCCAAACUCUGUUCUUUGAUUGUUUUUAGUUGUAUAUAGCAAAUAGGAAGUGAAAGCAAUUUACGCAAUUAUGUGGAUGUUGUAAAAAAUCAGACCUGACAGACCACGGAUUUCAGGGGAGUGCUGUUAUAUGCCUCAAAUGUACUGUUAGGCUGGCAGUUGACUCCAAUGACUCAAAGAACCUACAGACCACCUCAAAAUACAUCACCACAGGGUUUCCCCGUGGUUGAAAGUUUUGUUGGGAUACUGUUUUUAUUUCUCUUUUAAUUAUAGGUUAUACCCUGGAAAACUAGGGGUGCAAUGUAACCUUGUAAUUGGCAAUCACAAAACUCUACCCUGCUUUCUAAAAUGUCAACAAUGUACUCAUCAAAUGUUCUCAAGGUUGCCAUAAAGUGGAGCUUAUGUGGGGAUUUUUGAAGCACUGGUGAAGUUUUGAUUCCAAGUACAAAAAUCAGCUUAGUUCCACAUUUUUUAUAUAUAUGAGGUCCUGGUAAAUAUUCUCAUUGAGCAAGAGUGUUGCUUUGCAGGGUUGAGGAUGAAAAGCUGCAAUGAAUUUCCGAGCACAUGUGACAAUCCAGUCUUGGAAGGUUUCAUUGCACUCAUGACUGGAGUAUUGGAAGAAACAGAUUUGAAAAUAUCAGGCUUAAGACAGGGCGGUUUGGCAGAGCGGCCAAGUAGGUAGCUGGAAGAGCUGCAGGGAACAGACUCAAUUUGGGCUACGUGUUAGCCGAGUAAGGCAUGACUAAUAAGAUUUUUUUAAUAAAGCAUUUUUAGAAUCUAUUGAAACCAUCUAUUUCCCUUGAAGAAAAUAAAACAUUAGCAAGUUUUUCCACUAAUUCUAAAAUAAAGCUCAUGGUCUCACAUUUGGCUUGUGUGGUGGGAAACUCCCUACAGUUAACUUCUGAAACUUUUCACUUUGGAAGCCUUUCUAGGAUUUAAUAAUCAUCAGUGAAUUGAGCUACUUAGGUAAUUAAGCAUUCAGCUGUUCUGCCAUCUCAGUGUACAAAUGAGUGCCUGCUUUUCAUGUCAGCUGGGGUUAGAAUGUUGGAGAGAAGAAUACUGGAUUAAUUGGAAAAUUAAUAUAGAUUGAAUUACACUUAUGUGAGCUGUCAGUGAUUUGGAUGGAGAGGCUGGGAGUGUUUAUUGGGAGAUGCAGCAGUGUGGGGAGCGGGCAUGGGCUUUAAAUGCAUGGGGGCAGGAAAGUGUUUUGGAUUGUGGUACUUAUUGAGAUGGAAGACAGGUGGAAUCUGUGCCAUGGCAUGAAUAAUACAUGGCAUAAUAAUUUUUUUUUCCUUUUCCUCCGGUGGCUUUGUGUUUUGGUGCUAGGCACAAUGCAAAGGAUGACUUUCACUGAAUGCAAGUGCUUUCAGCAGGCUAUUGAUUAAGGGCGUGACAGUAUUGGUUUACUCGGUUUAAACUUAGUAGGUUCUGUAGGUAUAGGCCAGGUUUUAAAUGGAAACCAUAGAUUUAGAGUAGAUAUAAGGGCUGGCUGCAACCAGCUUGGAUAGGGAUGAGAGCCUUCGGCUUCCCUCAGCUCUGAAUGACAACGAGACAUGGAAAUUUGGGUUUACUUGUGCUUAUGAACAUCACAGCUCAAGGUGUGCUCUGUGUGUGGGAUUUUCAACUCCUUCCCCUAAUUUUUCCUCUUCUAUUAGGAUUUUAAGAGAAUAAAGCACAUUUCAGACACCGGUGAGGUGUGAAAAUUGGACCAGAUAAAUGAAAAAAUACAAGUAUUAGCAUUGGCAUCUGUACUGCAAAGCACAAUGCCUAUUUUGCCACUGAGGAGAGUGGGAAAUGACAUAAGGGAGAAGUGCCAGUGUCAUAAAAAAGCAACACUUCUCACAAAUGGUUAUUAUGGGUGGAAUUUAUCUUUACUGCAGUGAGACAGUAAUGUCUCCUAGGAGUUUUUAACAAAUACUGGAGCCUUAACAAAAAUAUUUUCCUAUCUUCUUCCUAGGCUUGAUGUAGCAGGUUCCUCCAGCCCAUGGUGGCUCAGAGCACUCUCCUCUCUGACCAGACACUUUGCAGUUCUUUGGAGCCACUCAGUCCCUUUGUGUCUAAUAGGUCUUACCCACGAGUUGGAAUUGCAUUGAAAAUCUGGUUCACUUUGAGCACAGGUAUUUUAUUUCAACAGCUUAGUCAAGUCCAGUGUUUGCCUGCACACCGGAGAGGAGUGUGGGCAGGACAGAGCAGGUUUUUGACACUGAGGCUGCCUUUGGAUCACCAGGCAUUGCCCCAGCAGGAAAUGGUUUUGGUGCACUGCAGUGUGCUAUGGAUCCUGCCUGUUCUGCCACUCAAGCUGUGGUUUGUCCAAGGACCUCAUGAAGGAGCUUCUUCACGUUAGUAAAGAAGUCUACCAGCUUGUUGAGUGGAAAUGGGCAGGAGCUAACCUCACCCAAUGGUGUUGGCUUUGGAGUGGGGGGUGUUGUUGGCCAAGGCUUUUGAGAAGGGAUUGGUGUCGGCAACGGCUUAUGAGUAGGGGGUUGUGUUGGCCAUGGCUUAGGAGUGGGAGGGGGUGUUGGCCAUGGCUUAGAAGUGGGAGGGGGUGUUGGCCAUGGCUUAGAAGUGGGAGGUGGUGUUGGCCAUGGCUUAGAAGUGGGAAGUGGUGUUGGCCAUGGGUUAGGAGUGGGAAGUGGUGUUGGCCAUGGCUUAUGAGUGGGAAGGGGUGUUGGCCAUGGCUUAGGAAUAGGGGGUUGUGUUGGCCAUGGUUUAGGAGUGGGAAGUACUGUUGGCCAUGGCUUAAGAGUGGGAAGGGGUCGUGUUGGCCAUGGCUUAAGAGUGGGGAAGGGUUGUGUUGGCGGCCAUGGCUUAAGAGUGGGAAGGGGACGUGUUGGCAAUGGUCUCAGAGUUGGUAGGA